Molecule: messenger RNA, 5753 nt
Organism: Mugil cephalus (flathead mullet)
Lineage: Eukaryota; Metazoa; Chordata; Actinopteri; Mugiliformes; Mugilidae
Gene: pnpla6
Product: patatin-like phospholipase domain containing 6
Exons: 36
Coding region: 115-4161 (1348 amino acids)
Biological process (GO): phosphatidylcholine metabolic process
Cellular component (GO): endoplasmic reticulum
Molecular function (GO): phosphatidylcholine lysophospholipase A1 activity
Source: RefSeq, a predicted model, not a curated record
CUAGUAUGAGAUGAUUUCCGUUUUACCGUAGUUGUCAGCCUGUGUGGCCAUUGACGGGAGUCCAUCAGCGCAGUGGCUGUUGAUGGAUCAUCCCUAUGAAGAAACAGGGUUACAAUGGGACAGAGUACCUCGGAACAAGAGGUCCACGAAGACACUGCUCAGGACGGGUUUAAUAACCUCAAGGCAUUUGUGGAGGAAGAACUACAGACGAGCAUGAUGGUGGGCAUGGUGAUUGGUGCAGGCAUCGCAAUCGUCCUCAUUGCCAUCCUCAUCUUCUUCAUCUUGCGGAGGAUCAAGCUUCGAAACCUAGAAGCUCAGGAGGCACCCAAAUACCGCUUCCGCAAGAGGGACAAAGUCAUGUUCUAUGGGCGAAAGAUAAUGCGUAAGGUCUCCCUGUCUACCUCUUCCUUGGUGGGUACAUCAUCCUCCUCUCGGCCACGGCUAAAGAAGAAGCAGAAGAUGCUCAACAUUGCCAAAAAGAUCUUGCGCUUUAAGAAGGAGGUGCCAACCCUACAGGCCAAGGAGCCCCCUCCCUCAGUGCUGGAGGCAGAUCUUACUGAAUUUGAUGUGGCCAACUCCCACCUCCCCUCUGAGGUGCUCUACAUGCUCAAAAAUGUCCGUGUGCUGGGUCACUUUGAGAAGCCACUUUUCCUGGAGCUGUGCAAACACAUGGUGUUUCUGCAGUUCCAACAAGGGGAGUAUGUCUUCAGGCCAGGCCAGCCCGACAGCAGCAUCUACGUGGUUCAGGAUGGAAAACUAGAACUGUGCCUUACUGGAACGGAUGGUAAAGAAAGUGUAGUGAAGGAGGUAUUCCCUGGAGACAGCGUCCACAGCCUCCUCAGUAUUCUGGAUGUCAUCACAGGCCACCAGAAGCCUUACAGAACAGUGUCAGCACGGGCCGCAGAGGUUUCCACUGUUCUCCGUUUACCUAUAGAGGCCUUCUUAUCUAUAUUUGAGAAGUACCCUGAGAGCCUAGUGCGAGUAGUACAAAUUAUCAUGGUCCGCCUCCAAAGAGUAACAGUGCUAGCCCUGCACAACUAUCUGGGGUUGACAAAUGAGCUCUUCAGUCAUGAAAUGCAGCCCUCACGUCUGCCUCCUCAGUCCCCCCACCUUACCCGCACAAGUCCUGUCCGCCAUGGCAAGCGCUUUGGCAGCCUGACUGUACCUGAGGAGCACCGGGAAGCUGCCGUUAAGGGUGAAGUUCCAGGAGGAGAACAAGGCAAGGAUCGAAUAGUGCCAACUCUCAGUAGGACAAUCUCCAUGCCUGUGGACAUCGCUGGAAUACAAAAAGGUCUGAAAUCAGACUUUGACAUGGCGUAUGAAAGAGGACGGAUUUCUGUCUCUGCAGAGGAAGGCAACACUCCUCCCACCUACACCCGGUCCGUGUCUCAGGACCAGCGCGAGAGGAAAGUGACAGUAGAUGAGGUUCCAUCAGGGAUCUACUUGUAUCCAGAAGAGGAGCCAAUUGUGGAUAAUAUUUUCACUCCUGUCUCUAAUCGAUCCAGUGCUGCUCUGUUUGAGGAAGCUCAGAAAGAGAUUCUCAAACUCAUGAGGAUUGAGGAUCCAUCCUUGUUAAAUGGGAGAGUUACUCUGCACCAUGCAAAAGCUGGAGCUGUCUUAGCAAGACAGGGAGACCAGGACGUGAGUCUGCACUUUGUCCUGUCUGGCUGUCUACACGUCUACCAGCGGAUGAUCAACAAACAGGAAGCGGUCUGUUUGUUUGUAACCCACCCAGGAGAGAUGGUGGGUCAGCUUGCUGUGCUCACCGGAGAGCCCCUUAUUUUUACCAUCAAGGCUGUCCGAGAUUGUACCUACCUAAAGAUCUCAAAGUCAGAUUUUUACGAGAUAAUGAGGGAACAGCCCAGUGUGGUGCUGAGUGCUGCUCACACAGUGGCCAUCCGCAUGUCUGCUUUUGUGAGGCAGAUGGACUUUGCUAUUGACUGGAUGGCUGUAGAAGCUGGCAGAGCCCUCUACAGACAGGAUGACCAGUCAGACUGCACCUACAUCGUUCUGAACGGACGUCUGCGUUCAGUCAUACGCAAGGCAAACGGAAAGAAAGAACUGGUUGGGGAAUAUGGUAGAGGAGACCUCAUCGGUGUGGUGGAGGCCUUGACCAGGCAGCCAAGAGCCACCACAGUCCACGCUGUGAGAGACACAGAGUUGGUUAAACUACCCGAGGGCACGCUCAACAACAUCAAAAGGCGAUAUCCACAGGUUGUGACGAGGUUGAUCCACUUAUUGGGUCAGAAGAUUCUGGGGAACCUGCAGCAGGGCCGUGGACCAUUCUCAGGUUCAGCCUUCAGUCUGCCCGGUAUGACAACUAGCGCUGAUGUCACCAACCCUGCCAGUAACCUCUCCACUGUGGCUGUGCUGCCUGUAUGUGAUGAAGUCCCGAUCAACGCGUUCAACCUGGAGCUCAGCCAUGCCCUCAGUGCCAUAGGGCCCACUCUGCUGUUAACGAGUGACAUAAUACGAGAGCGUCUGGGUGCGUCUGCUUUGGACAGUAUCCAUGAGUAUCGUCUCUCCGGCUGGCUGGCCCAGCAGGAGGACAUCAAUCGGAUUGUCCUGUACCAGACUGACAACAGCAUGACCCCAUGGACUCAGCGCUGCAUCCGCCAGGCUGACUGCAUCCUCAUUGUUGGCCUCGGGGACCAGGAACCUACGCUGGGAGAAUUGGAGCAGAUGCUGGAAAACACAGCAGUCCGGGCUCUGAAGCAGCUGGUCCUUCUGCACAGAGAGGACGGACCUGGCCCCUCCAGGACGGUCGAGUGGCUCAACAUGCGUAGCUGGUGCUCUGGUCAUCUGCACCUCAAGUGUCCCCGUAGGGUCUUCUCCAGACGCAGUCCCAGCAAACUGAGGGAGGUAUAUGAGAAGGUGUUUGAGAAAACCGCAGACAGACACAGUGAUUUCUCUCGGCUGGCCCGAGUUCUGACUGGAAACAGCAUCGCCCUCGUCCUGGGAGGGGGCGGAGCUAGAGGCUGCUCACAUGUGGGUGUGAUAAAAGCUAUGGAGGAAGCAGGAAUUCCUAUUGACAUAGUGGGUGGGACCUCAAUUGGCUCAUUCAUUGGUGCACUGUAUGCUGAGGAGAGGAGUGCUGUUCGAACCAAACAGAGAGCCAGAGAGUGGUCCAAGGCAAUGAAUUCAGUGUUUAAAACGGUCCUGGACCUUACGUAUCCCAUCACCUCUAUGUUCUCUGGCUCUGCCUUCAACACCAGCAUUUAUAAAGUGUUCCAAGACAAGCAAGCUGAGGACCUGUGGCUGCCAUACUUCAACGUCACCACCGACAUCACAGCCUCGGCCAUGCGUGUUCAUCAGGAUGGUUGUGUCUGGCGCUAUGUUAGAGCCAGCGCCUCCUACACCCCCUAUUUACCUCCCCUGUGCGACCCCAAGGAUGGCCACUUGCUUGUGGAUGGUUGCUAUGUUAACAAUGUCCCAGCGGACAUUGCAAGGAACAUGGGUGCCAGGACGGUCAUUGCCAUCGACGUGGGAAGUCAAGAUGAGACUGACCUCUGUAACUACGGCGACUGCCUGUCUGGCUGGUGGUUGCUGUGGAAACGGAUCAAUCCAUGGGCAGAGAAAGUGAAGGUCCCAGACAUGGCGGAGAUCCAGUCACGGUUGGCCUAUGUGUCUUGCGUGCGGCAGUUAGAGGUGGUGAAGAAGAGUGCGUACUGCGAGUACAUCAGACCACCCAUUGACCGCUUCAAGACCAUGGACUUUGGAAAAUUUGAUGAGAUCUAUGACGUGGGCUUCCAGCACGGCAAGCUGGUGUUCACUGGCUGGGCUCGGGGUGACAUUAUCGAGAACAUGCUGAGGGACCACCGCUCAGCUGACUACAACGACAGCAAGAGAACUGAUUCCUGCACCUGUCCAGGAGCUGACUUCACUGACCUUGCAGAGAUUGUCUCCAGGAUAGAGCCGGUCCAAAGCUACGUAGCUGCAGAAGAGGAGUCAGACUGUCUGACAGAAUACGAGGAAGAUGGUAUGGACACAGUGAGGGAGGAAGAAGGGGAGGAAGAGGAGUAUGAGGCAGAGGACCCUGAAGACCACUCCCCUGGAGAGUGGGGGCAGAAUGGAGUCUUUCAGACUGAUGAGGAGAAAUCUGUGAGGCAACGCAGGAAACUUGCCAGUGACUCCAACACCUCUGAAGUCUCGGACUGCUGACAGAGGGCCGCAGAAACGGAGGAGGACAAGACCAAGAGCCGAGUUAUGAGUCCACAAACUGUCGAAGCUUCUGAAACCUCGAAACACUGUUUUUGUUUUAUUUUUUUUGCAUCCCCUAAGCCGUUAGCAUCAUGUGACUUCCUUCUUAUAUAUGUGGUCGGAGAAGAGGCUCUAGCCCACCUGGUUUUCUUCUUGUCAAUGACAAGUCAAACAAACCCAGUGGCAGAAUCCACAACACACAAUUGAACUUCCAAUUCAACAUUUCAAAUCACAAUGCAUGUCCCAUCUGAUUCCUAAGCCCUUUUGUCAGUAUACAGAUAGCCUGCCCUCCAUGUUCAAAUGAAUGUGUUUAUUUUGCCUGUGUGCUAGGAUGAUGGUUUAGUACAGAUGCCCAGAGCUCUGAUAGAUUAACAUAGAAGCAGGACACUAACAGGCCAAGUAAAGAGCACAGACAGAGCUGCAGUUACUAAUAACUCUUAGGUUAGCAUGGGUUGCAGGCGGGGGAAGCUAAAAGAAGAAUGGAUGUGUGGACACAGAGUGAGGAGGACAGAUUAAUGUAAACUUUCAAAGAGGAAGACAACUACAGAAAUGUGGUAGAAGGUUAAAAUGUGGGUUUGAGGUAAUAUCACGUGGAAAGUGUGUUAUUUUGAAUUAACUUAUUUAUAAUUCACGUAUAAUAGAAGAGAGUGAACACGAUGCCCUCUACGUUUACUAAGGGAACAGAGGAUAUGAAGAAUCUGUACUGGAAACUGGGAAUGAAUGAGAUGAUUUCAGUGAGUGGAUGACAUAUUGUCUGUGUGCUUGAAAUUUUGUGUCGCAGUGUUUUUAUUUUUUUUUUGUUGUUGUUGUUGUUGUUGUUUGAGACGAUGCCUUUUCAACCGGGGUUCACCCCACUCAGAGUGAAGCGAACAUUUGACCGACACUACACAACAGACGAGUGUGUGUCUGACUAUGCUUGCACAAGGUCUCACACUUACACAGUGCUCAGGGUUCCUGCGUUUAUCUAUGAUGUUGUAUAUGAGAGUGUGUUUCGGACCGAGGUACGACCAUCUCCAACACCACCAUGCCAACAAGUUCUCGCACGACAAAAAGACAAAUCUACUUUACCGUGAGUAACACGCAGAAAUCUGGGCUGAAAGUCAUGUUGUUUAAUUCAUGUGGACCUCUUGUAGAAACUGUAACAAGAUUAUAUUAUAAUAUACACAAUGUUAAUAUUCAUAUAUGUAUAUGAAGGGGAAAUUUGUAUGUUGAUGCUUUGCUGCAAAACAAGGGAAUUAACGCCUAAACAAAAAAAAGGGUUAGCUCUCUUAACAUUAAUCCUGUUGUUAUGGACAGUUGCCAGACUUGCUUUUUGUAUUUUUAUUUAUACAUGUCAACUAAUGGCUUUUUAAAUUCUGGGGGUGGGAUGGGGGAUGUCUUAUUUUAAUGAACCUGGCUUUAGCUGUUUUGCACUGAAAUGUUUUAAGUAUUUCCUGCUCAGAAGAUUUUUGGUUUAAUAAUUGCCAUCCUACUUGAUAAGCCAAGGGAAUCUAAGGAGUAAAAAGGUUAUAGUUGAAUAUGCAUAUUGAGAAAUAAACAUAAUAUGCAUCCUG